Molecule: messenger RNA, 381 nt
Organism: Rhizophagus irregularis DAOM 181602=DAOM 197198
Lineage: Eukaryota; Fungi; Glomeromycota; Glomeromycetes; Glomerales; Glomeraceae
Source: RefSeq, a predicted model, not a curated record
AAAAAUUAACACAUAAACAAAAAUUUUUUUUUAUUUCUAAACAAACUCACUUUAGUUAUUAGAGGACCUUAAUAUAAUAUUCAAUUAUCUCCUCUCCUGAUGAUCAAUGAAUAAUUUUUUAUUUAUGAGCAAAUUUUCGGGACGCUCUUUUUUAAUUUGUAUUAACAGAUUACGAAUAUUAAAUAAUGUUUUGACAAUUUUCUGUAAAUUAAUUUAUUACUCGACGUCACUUCAAGUUAUUUUAAAUGACUGUAUAAUGUGAAUUUAUCCAAUCGUGUUCGUAAGUACAGUCAAUCAAUCAUCUAAUUCCUGGACGUAUCCUUUUAUGUGGGUUUCUAACUUUUCUUUAAAUAUGAAUAAUAUAAGAUUAAAUUGUCUUUG